AUGUUUCAUACUGUCACACUCGAGCCCAAAUUUUUCCACUGUUACCAACCCAUCUUCACCACGACCCGAAUUUUGGGCUUAAACCCUUUUUCCAGUCACAAAACCCCCAAAAAGUAUUUAUUAAUUUGGUCAUGGAGUUUGUACCUCAUCAGCUGUGCCCUAAUUACAAUUCUGACAAUUUUGGGGUUUUUGGGUUUGGAAAGUUACAUCAAAGCAGGCACUGAUGGUUUCGUCUGGUCGAAAUUCACCCAAAACCAUUUCUUAUCAAUUCUUGAUUUCGCCGAAUUGCAAUUGUUGGGUUUUUACUUCGUUGUGGUUCAACCAUUUGGGUUUAAACAAUUCGUAGAUAUGAUGGAUGGUUUUGGGAAAAUCGACUCGCUUUUCCCUGAUUUUAACAGUGAAAGGGACCGGAAAUGGUGCAUGGUUUUCGGGAGUGGCGUUUUUGUGGUUUUUUCAAUGGUUUUGGUUUUUGAUGGGGUUGUGAUUUGGAGGAAUGUCAAUGGGACUGAACUGGGAUUAAAGGAUUACACUUUUUAUCUCAUUUAUCUCGUUUCGAUUGGUUUUGAGUUGCAGUAUUGGCAAUUGGUGUGGUUUGUUGAACAAAGGAUGAAACGAAUCAAUGACAAUUUGAAACACAGUAUGGCCAACUUGAAAAAAAUUAAGUUAUGAUUGAAAAUUGUAGGAAAUGGUCAUCGCGUGAUUUUUAACGCAAUGAUUGGUUAUGAGCACAUUUAUGACGUCAUUAAUUGCAUCAACAAGACUUUUAAUGUUCAAAUUUCGCUAAUUAUUCUGAGUUGUUUUCUACGAAUCGUCCUAAAUCUUUACAUUUUUAUCUUAUCAAUCAUUCACAAAGACGAAACUGUUUUUUUAUUAUUGCAUAUCGCGUGGAUUUGUCUCUAUUUCAUUCGAUUCGUAAUAAUUUUGGAAGUUUGUCAUUCAUGUGAAAAACAGCACCAAAGAGCUUUGAAUUUAAUUUUCAGUCUCAUAACUCGGACUGUAAGAGACGACACUAAAGAAAUUUUGAAAAAUUUUGGUUUGAAAUUGACGCAAAAUAAAAUCAGAUUUUGCUGUUUUGCCAUUCCACGAAUUAAUCGCUCUUUGUUUAUUACAAUUGGCAGUUCGGUAACGACGUUUUUGAUUAUUUUUAUACAAUUUACAAAACUGUAAAGUUGGAAAUAACGCUUCCAAAAAUUGCUAUUUUACGGACUAUUUUUAUGCACAAUUUUCAAAAAAUUAUUUAUUUAUAAGACUACUAUAAGGGCCCCUUCAGCACACAGCACUUUUUAAGGAAAAACACCCUGAUUUUCAAGGGGUAACAGAAAAGCGCAAAAAAAAUCGUGAAAACACCCUGAUUUUCAAGUCUAAACAGAAAAUCGUAAAAUAUCGUGAAAACACCCCCGAUUUUAAAGGUAUAUUUUAAAAUUAACAUUUUUAACCCCUUAGGGACACAGCUAUUUUUAAAGAAAACACCCUCGAUUUUCAAGAGUAAACUGAAAAGUAGAAAAAAUCGUGAAAACACCCCCGUUUUUAAAGCAUAUUAAAAAGCCUUUGGUCCAUGGAACCAUUCAGCACAACAGUUAAAAUAUUAAGAAUUCACCCAGAUCUUAAAGAUGAACAGCCAUCCUACCUGACCAGUUUGUGAAUUUUCAUAAAAUUCAUAAUCAACUAUUUCGGCGUUAAAUGGUUUACAUUUGUUUAUUUGUGUACGCAGUUCACGAGCCUGUGCUCCACUUAAAAAUUGGGUUUCUGGAUUCCUCGCCGUAUACAAAAUGCACCAUAGACAUGGGUGUUUUUUCCUCUUGGUCUGCCGACUCCAAAUACUAGUUGGUCCAAACGCACACUCGGGUGGGGUCAAGUCUACAAAUAAUUGUAAUAUGGCUUGGGGGGAUUGUCACAUUCCCGAGCGCAGGACAAAAACCCAUCUAUAAAUUAACUGUAAAUAUAAAAUAUGUAGAGCAAAUAACAUGGAUACUUAUUUACAUUUCUCAUUCGCCAUUCCAACGAAAUUAUAAUAGGAGGAGAAAGGGUCGACCAGAGAAAGGAUUGAUUGUUGGAA
Tribolium madens (black flour beetle) is the source of this 2056-nucleotide messenger RNA. RefSeq names its product gustatory receptor for sugar taste 43a-like. The transcript has 6 exons. NCBI's taxonomy places the organism in Eukaryota, Metazoa, Arthropoda, Insecta, Coleoptera, Tenebrionidae. Gene Ontology annotation, biological process: sensory perception of taste. The record is from RefSeq and is a predicted model, not a curated record. Gene Ontology annotation, cellular component: axon; neuronal cell body; membrane.